GGAGGAAGGGAGUGGUAGGGGUGGAAGAGGCCAUAUAUAGCAUUUGCUCAAGCCUAAAUUUGGACAGAGUUUGCUCUAUUUGUGAAACGGAGGAGAAACAAGGCACACAACUUCUAAGACAAGGGGAGGCAUCAGUGAGAUAGCUACAAUGUCAGAACCAGCGGCCAUUGAGAAGAAGAAAAUUCCAGCUGGUAUGAGUGGGCGAAGGGCUGUCCCACCCAAUGUUUCCAAUGAAGAAGAAGAUGAAGUACCUGAAGUAGAGACAAUUGGUGUGAUACCAAGGGGAUUUAAGAGAACAGAUAUUCUGGAAGUCCAAGCAGUCCAGGUAUUCAGCCGUGAAUAUGAAAUUAAUAAGAAGGAGCACCACACAGACAAAUACUACAAUUUCAAACUGAUUGUGCGCCGAGGACAGACUUUCCACAUUCAGAUUACGUUCACUCGUGCAUACAAUCCAGAGAAGGACCAAUUCUGGAUUGAAUACCUUAUAGGGCGAUACCCACAACAAAACAAAGGCACUUACAUCCGCGUUCCUUUGGUUCAAGAGCUGGAAAGUGGGAAAUGGGGUGCUAAGAUCACCCACAAGGCCAACACUUCUGUGGCCCUGAAUAUUAUGUCAGCUGCAGACUGCAUUGUGGGAAAAUUCCGCAUGUAUGUUGCAGUGCUGACUCCAAUGGGCAUUCUCAGAACAAGACGAAACCCAGACACCGAUACUUACAUAUUGUUCAAUCCCUGGUGUAAAGAGGAUGCAGUGUUUAUGGAUGAAGAAGAAGAAAGGCAAGAGUAUGUCCUGAAUGACCUUGGGGUUAUUUUCUAUGGGGACCCUGAAAAUAUACGAUCAAGGAGCUGGAACUAUGGUCAGUUUGAAGAGAAUAUUUUGGAUGCUUGCCUAUACUUGAUGGACAGAGCACAACUGGACCUUUCUGGCCGAGGGAAUCCUAUAAAAAUCAGUCGUGUUGGCUCUGCUAUGAUCAAUUCUCAAGAUGAUAAUGGUGUGAUUACUGGGUCCUGGGACAACAUUUAUGAAUAUGGAGUACCACCAUCAUCCUGGACAGGAAGUGUAGACAUUCUAUUGGAGUAUUAUAGUACUAAGGAGCCAGUGCGAUAUGGGCAGUGCUGGGUCUUUGCUGGCGUUUUCAACACAUUUUUGAGGUGCCUAGGAAUUCCUGGACGGGUCAUCACUAACUAUUCUUCAGCUCAUGAUAAUAAUGCCAACUUACAGAUGGAUGUGUUUGUGGAUGAACAUGGAAAGGUGGAUUCCAAACUCACAAGAGAUUCAAUCUGGAACUAUCAUUGCUGGAAUGAAGCUUGGAUGUCUCGACCUGACCUUCCUGUUGGUUUUGGUGGCUGGCAAGCUGUAGAUAGCACCCCUCAAGAAAACAGUGAUGGCAUGUAUCGGUGCGGUCCAGCUUCUGUUCAAGCCAUCAAGCAUGGGCAUGUCUGUUUCCAGUUUGAUGCACCUUUUGUUUUUGCAGAGGUGAACAGUGAUGUUAUAUAUUCAAAAGCAAUGAAGGAUGGGACUAAAGUGAUUCAACAUAUUGACAAAACCCAGAUUGGAACAUUAAUUUUGACUAAGGAAGUGGGUUCAAAUAAAACAAAGGAUGUCACUGAGCAUUACAAAUUUCAAGAAGGCACAGAAGAAGAAAGACUAGCCCUGGACACUGCUUUAAUGUAUGGUGUUAAAAAAUCUGUAGCCGAGGACAUCUCAUCCAAUACGGAGGUUGACAUGAAUGUUGUGAUCGAAGAUUCAGUUCUUGGCAGUGAUUUCAAUGUCACAAUUACUUUCCAAAACAAAACCUCAAGACCCUACACUGUAACAGCUUAUAUUUCUGGCAAUGUUGUAUUUUAUACUGGAGUCCCAAAGACUGAAUUCAAGAAUGACAGUUUUGAUGUGACCCUAGAACCCAUGAAAGCUGAAACUCUUGAGGUGCUCAUCGAGUCAAGCGAGUACAUGAGCCAGUUGCUGGAACAAGCUUCCCUACAUUUCUUCGUCACGGCCCGUGUCAAUGAACUACAGAAGAUCCUGGCCCGGCAGAAGACCGUUUCGCUGAAAAUCCCUCAAUUGCACCUCAAGGUUCCUGGAGAGAAAGUUGUUGGUAAGGAGAUGACAGUAAUAGUGGAGUUCCCCAACCCUCUGAAGCAAAAUCUCACUGAUGUCUGGGUCCGACUUGAUGGCCCCGGUGUGCUAAAACCAGUCUCAAAAUUAUUCAGAGAGGUUCCAAGGAAUUCAACCUUGAUCUGGGAAGAUAAAUAUGUUCCAAAGAAGUCUGGCUUCCGAAAGUUGAUUUCAAGCUUGAAUUGUGAUGCCUUACGACAUGUCUAUGGCGAGGUGGACAUCAAUAUUCAGAGUGCCGAGUAAAGAUCUUCUCCCUUCUUUCUUUUUUUUAAUUCAGUAAUUCCACCUUUCAUUACAGGAAAGUAAAAGAAAGAACUGUACUUUCAAAUGCCAUAAUCCAGAAUUUGCCAAACAAACAUUCUGCGCAUAUGCUUACCAUUUUUUUUAGUUUAUUUUCAGGGCGGUUCCCCCCCUCAAAACGAUGAAAGGUUAAGUUCAUAUAAACAUACAUACACAUAUACACAUGUUCAUUUGCCUUUCCUCAGUUAAUUACAUGAGGUACAUAAUCCCCACUUUUGUUACAAACAACACUUUAAAAUCUGUUGAACUAAGGGAUUGUGAUUAAGCACUAAGCCUCACACUCAUGAGAGUUUGAUUGAGAGCAAGAUAGAUGGCCCAGAAGCAAUUUAAGUCAAAAUCUCCUACUUCCUGAUACAACACUGUUUGUACCAUCAUACCAAAUUACACACCAACAUUGCAAGUUUACUUACACUGAAUUUCUUUGCCCAUUCAUGUCUUUGCUGAGAUUUAACACUAGACUGUUUCUUCUUUCGUCCCAAAGUGUCAUAAGCAUCACUAAAAGAGAAUAACUGAGCAGAAUAAAAACAGAAUUAUUUCAACAAACAGCAGAAAAUUACUCAAUAUGAAUUAGUUCCAGUGAUAAUGUCCCCAACUAAUAAGAAUGUAUGAUGUUACAUAUUAAAAUCAGGACAAUUUUAAAAUAUUUCAGCUUCUGGAGCAUUCUGAAUUCUAGUUUUAAUUGAAAUUUGAUAUCCCAUAGAUAUUUUGGGAAAAAAAAGAAAAAAUCAGGACAAUAAAAUGUUCCCUUUGUUGUCCUUUAUUCCUUUGAUGUGUGCAAAGUGAGAGUUUGAUUCUGAAAACAUAAGUUGAAUUUUUACCUUCUCGCCCCCCCACUUUCAUAAUAACUAAAUUCUUAUCAGCAUUUUGAGCACUGCCGAGGCCUAAUGUGCAGAAGCCAUCUUGUUUUUCAUGGCGAAGAGUUAAAGAAGUCAUGAGAUAUACUUUCGCACUUCUGUUAGCAAGUCAUAGAUCCAGAGGGCAUCUUUGAGAUUUCGCUGAGAAACACAGCUGCAGCUAUGUCUGAAGUGGGUGAGAGCAAAAUCAGAACAAUGGUGGAUGAUAUGCUGUGACGCUAGCUCUGCCCCUUUUGAAUGGGCAUGCAGUCUCAGGGUGGAUUUUGAACCUCCUCACAGCAGUCAGUGCAGCUGCUUAGAUACAUUCCUUUAUGUGGCUUGCCAGCAAUUUCAGUUACAAAUAUUAAUCUGAUCUAUCAGGGUAACCAAAGUAUUCUGACUUAGGUGAUAUCAAAUUGUGGCUCACUACUGCCAUUAAAUAUAUACAAAUUAAUGAAUUGAACUUGCUAGAAUAUCAAUUGGCUGUGAUUACUGAUUGCUAGCAGAGGCAUCUAGGAUGAUAUAUAAGAAGAAUAAAAAGACAUCCCACCCUUAAAGACUACCCCUUGCAUGGCUCUGUGCCUACUUCACAUCUGUGUUUUGGUAGAGAGAUUGCAAAGGGUUAAAUCCAACACUGGGACAUCGAUCCACAAGCUGCAAUCCUUUAUCGGCAAGAUAAAGGCAAGAUAGCCGUGCUGUAUUAUUAAACAAAUGUUGGGAAACCUGCUCCAGAUUUUUAAAAUCAUAGGAAUUUACUUUCUUGAAACUUACAAGGUGGCACUAACCUAGCCAACUCUGUUCUCAAAGAGCUAAGCAGAACCAUGGUUAGUAUUUGGAUGGGAAGCUACUAGAACAACUCAGAAGAUGACAACAAAUAAAUAAAUUCUGUACUGUUUCCAACUCUGUAAGAGGGCAGCAGUGUAAGUCCAUGCAGGCAGUCCUCGAUUCGUGAUCAUA
Molecule: messenger RNA, 4203 nt
Organism: Pseudonaja textilis
Lineage: Eukaryota; Metazoa; Chordata; Lepidosauria; Squamata; Elapidae
Gene: F13A1
Product: coagulation factor XIII A chain
Biological process (GO): peptide cross-linking; blood coagulation, fibrin clot formation
Molecular function (GO): protein-glutamine gamma-glutamyltransferase activity
Source: RefSeq, a predicted model, not a curated record